Molecule: messenger RNA, 1056 nt
Organism: Drosophila suzukii
Lineage: Eukaryota; Metazoa; Arthropoda; Insecta; Diptera; Drosophilidae
Product: hydroxysteroid dehydrogenase-like protein 1
Cellular component (GO): endoplasmic reticulum
Molecular function (GO): oxidoreductase activity
Source: RefSeq, a predicted model, not a curated record
UGCAUUUGGUUGAAAAUGAACAGAAAUGAUUUAGUAAUCUACUUAGUGGGCUCGCUAACUAUAGCCGCUUACCUGUACGACAACUUAAAGUCCUUGUUCAGUAUCAUCAAAGCAGUCCUGCUACCUUUGUUCCACCCACAAUUGCCAAAGACUUUGGUGGAAAAAUACGGACAAUGGGCCGUGGUAACUGGUGCCACCGAUGGCAUUGGAAAGGAAUAUGCCAGAGAGCUGGCUCGUCAGGGUCUCAACCUGGUACUCAUCUCGAGGACGAAGGAGAAGCUGAUUGCCGUCACCAAUGAGAUUGAGAGCCAGUACAAAGUGAAGAUCAAGUGGAUUGUUGCAGAUUUCGCCAAGGGACGCGAGGUGUACGAACACAUUGAAAAGGAACUGGCGGGAAUUGAGGUUUCGAUUUUGGUUAACAACGUGGGCAUGAUCCACGAACCCGAGACCCUGGAUCGGGUGUCGGAGGAUCUGCUGUGGGACCUGCUCACCGUCAACAUGGCAUCCGUUACCAUGCUCACCCGCAAGAUCCUGCCCCAGAUGAUUGGUCGUCGAAAGGGGGCCAUUGUGAACCUGGGAUCCUCCUCGGAACUGCAGCCCCUGCCCAACCUGACCGUCUAUGCCGCCAGCAAGAAGUUCAUGACCUUCUUCUCCAAGGCUUUGGAGGCGGAGGUGGCCGAGCACAAUAUCCACGUGCAGCUGGUGAUGCCCGGCUUUGUGCGCACCAAUAUGACUGCCUAUGCCGACCAUGUGCUGCACGGAGGACUGCUUUUCCCCAACGCCUAUACCUAUGCCCGAUCCGCCGUCUUUACACUGGGAAAAACGAGCGAGACGAACGGGUUCUGGACACAUGCGGUUCAGUACGCCCUCAUGAAGUUGGCCCCCGAACCGGUACGCACAUUCUUCGCCCAUAGGCUUUUCAACCGACUGAGACUCGUGAGCCUUGAGGGAAAGCAAAAGAAACUGAACCUAUUGUAACUUGUUAACUCCCAUGUUAUGUAAAUAAGGCUUAAACUUUAAACUAGAAAAAUAAAUUUUUAUGUAAAAAGCCAUAAA